Molecule: messenger RNA, 1083 nt
Organism: Lathyrus sativus (Indian pea)
Lineage: Eukaryota; Viridiplantae; Streptophyta; Magnoliopsida; Fabales; Fabaceae
Source: the annotation of a GenBank genome assembly
AUGGCGAACCCAAAGGUCUAUUUUGACAUUAGCAUCGGAGGUGAGUUAGAGGGUAGAAUCGUCAUUGAACUCUUCAACGACGUCGUUCCCAAAACCGCCGAAAAUUUCCGAGCACUAUGCACCGGCGAAAAAGGAAUCGGUCCCAACACCGGUGUCCCUCUCCAUUUCAAGGGUUCAUGUUUUCAUCGCGUCGUCAAAGGCUUUAUGAUUCAAGGCGGCGACAUUUCCGCUGGUGACGGAACCGGUGGUGAAUCCAUUUACGGUACGUAUUUCGAUGAUGAGAACUUUGACCUAAAACACGAGAGGAAAGGGAUUUUAUCUAUGGCAAAUACAGGUCCCAACACUAAUGGUUCUCAGUUCUUUAUUACCACUACUCGUACUCCUCAUUUGGAUGGAAAACAUGUGGUUUUUGGGAAGGUUGUUAAAGGAAUUGGCGUGGUUCGUUCUGUGGAGCUUGGUGUUACAGGAGAGAAUGAUCGUCCCGAGCAAGAUGUUGUUAUUGUUGAUUGUGGUGAGAUUGCGGAAGGAGAGGAUGAGGGGGUUAUUAACUUUUUUAAAGAUGGUGAUACUUUUGCUGAUUGGCCAGUUGAUCUUGAGACGAAACCGGAGGAGCUUGAGUGGUGGAUGAGUGCUGUUGAUUCUAUCAAAAGUUUUGGGAAUGAACAUUAUAAGAAACAAGAUUAUAAGAUGGCUAUCAAAAAGUAUCGCAAAGCUUUGCGCUAUUUGGACAUGUGUUGGGAGAAGGAUGGUGUUGACCAAGAGAAGAGCACUGCUUUAAGAAAGACAAAAUCUCAAAUCUUUACCAACAGUUCAGCCUGUAAAUUAAAAUUAGGUGACCUUAAUGGAGCUUUACUGGAUUCAGACUUUGCAAUGCAUGAUGGAGACAAUGCGAAGGCUCUGUUUCGCAAAGGCCAGGUGUAUAUGAUACUCAAUGACCUAGAUGCCGCUCUUGAAAGCUUCAAGAAAGCAUUAGAGUUGGAGCCAAAUGAUGGAGGGAUAAAAAGAGAGUAUGCAAUUGUCAGGAAGAAGGUUGCGGAUAGGCGUGAUCAAGAGAAAAAAGCUUAUUCUAAGAUGUUCAAUUAG